Molecule: messenger RNA, 1389 nt
Organism: Xenopus laevis (African clawed frog)
Lineage: Eukaryota; Metazoa; Chordata; Amphibia; Anura; Pipidae
Gene: urod.S
Product: uroporphyrinogen decarboxylase S homeolog
Biological process (GO): heme biosynthetic process; porphyrin-containing compound biosynthetic process; porphyrin-containing compound metabolic process
Cellular component (GO): cytoplasm; cytosol
Molecular function (GO): uroporphyrinogen decarboxylase activity
Source: RefSeq, marked provisional
AGUAAGUGCAAUUGUGACAAGGAAGAGUUCACUUUCAAGGCAGAGAUGAGCAUGGAACAGUCGGAACACUUGCUGCCAGAAUGUUUCCCUACUCUUCACAAUGACACAUUUCUUCGUGCUGCUCGCGGUGAGGAGUGCAACCAUGUUCCAGUUUGGUGUAUGAGGCAGGCAGGGAGGUAUCUGCCAGAGUUUCGGGAGACACGUGCUGGACAGGAUUUCUUUGCAUCCUGUCGGAGCCCUGAAAUCUGCUGUGAACUCACACUACAGCCCCUGCGGAGGUUUCCUCUUGAUGCUGCUAUCAUUUUCUCAGACAUCCUUGUGAUACCACAGGCGCUGGGAAUGGAGAUCCGGAUGGAACCUGGAAGGGGGCCUGUAUUCCCUGAACCAUUACAGACCCCACAGGACCUGCAGAAACUUAGAAGUUCAGUGGAUGUGUCAGAGGAGCUGGGUUAUGUAUUUCGUGCCAUCACACUUACACGGCACAAACUAGAAGGAAAGGUGCCCCUAAUUGGAUUUACUGGUGCACCGUGGACUUUGAUGACCUACAUGAUAGAAGGAGGAGGAUCUAACACUAUGUCCAAAGCAAAGCGCUGGCUGUACCAACACCCCUCCGCCAGCCACCAGCUACUGAAACAACUCACUGAUGUUAUUGUGGAAUAUUUGGUGGGCCAGGUAGCAGCAGGUGCACAGGCCUUGCAAGUGUUCGAGUCCCAUGCUGGCUGUCUUGGACCUCAACAGUUCUCUGAUUUUUCUCUCCCGUAUCUCAAAGAUAUUUCCCGCAGAGUAAAACAUAAACUGAAAGCCGAGGGACUGAAUCAGGUGCCCAUGAUUGUCUUUGCUAAAGAUGCCCAUUAUGCACUGGAGGAUCUGUCCCAGUCUGACUACGAGGUGGUAGGAUUGGACUGGACAAUUCGACCUCAGGAAGCCCGGGAACGCACAGGCAAAAGAGUGACUCUUCAGGGCAAUAUGGAUCCCUGCGCUUUGUAUGCCAGCAAGGGGGAUAUUGAGAAGACUGUGAAGAAGAUGAUAGAAGGCUUUGGCCGUCGUGGGUACAUUGCAAAUCUGGGCCAUGGAUUGUACCCAGAUAUGGAUCCAGAUCAUGUGGGGGCAUUUAUAUCAGCAGUGCACAAAUAUUCACAGCAAAAGGAGAAUUAAUUGGAACAAGUGACUGUCUGGACUAGCAGGUGUGACAGUUCAGGUGUCAUUGGGCCUGUUUAAUCAUAAUGUUUUUUGGACUGACCACUACUGCCAGUGAUGUUAAAUACUUUUCUAAGGACAUUUGGCAGCGGGGGGGUCGUCCCUGAAUUUAGUUUAUAUUAAAUGUUACUUCUAUGAUGAUAUGUAAAGUCGGUAGAACUUUGGAUAAAUAAACAGAUGAAUUAUGGUAUA